AUGGUUGUGCCACCCAUGAAGCGCCGCCGCAAGGCGAAGGCGACGCCCGAGGUCGCACCAGAGAUAACUGUAUCGGAGGUUCCGAAGUCAGGCGGCACGUCGACCGACUUUAGCACGUUGGCGUCAUUGUUGCAGCCCUUCAAGACGGCCUGGGACCAAGAGGGCGCCAAGAAAAACAUCAACAGCAUCCUCUCGGCUGAGAUGAUGAAGGCGUUCGGCUCAGAUGUGGCGCCCAAGGGGCCUGAAGAGGACAGGGACACGCCUGCUCCGAGUGAGGCCGAGUCGCUCUUGUCCUCGGCGGUCGCGAAUGGGAACUUCGCGACCGACAUGUCGUCGAAGCUCGGCAAGUUGUGGAACGAUGCGAAGCGAAAUGAUCCGACACUGGCCGCGGCCUACAAGGCCGUCGGCAAGGUGCACGCGGCCCAGAGAGCGUUCCGCCUGAAGUGGGCGAACAAGGAGGCUGACAAAAUGAAGAAGGAGCGGAUCCACAUGCACACGCAGGAGUUGCUCGGACAGGUGAAAGGGAAGUACAAGACCUUCGGGAUGAUCUGGGCUGAGGAGGGCAAGGACGCCAUCGGGUUUGACGUGGCGUGCAACGUGCUGCAAUCGUGCUGGGAGCUCCACAGCAAGGGCCGCAGCCUGUAUGGCAGGCCGUGGUUGCGAAUCAACAACCAGAAGAAGUACCCCGAGUUCCUGGUGACGGAGGAGUCCGUGGAGCUGAACGACAAGGAGAUGCUGAUGAAGGCGCAGCUGCAGCUAGUGGAGGCGUUGGAGUUGUUCCUGGAGGCCCUCCUGCAGCCGCUGGACAUGUUCCUGGAUGCGCAGCUCACGUACGGGUGCCGAUCGAGGGCGCUGAUCCCAUGGCAGAGAGGCAAGGCUAAGAAGCAGCUGACCCCUGAGCAGAAGCUGGCCCUCAAGAGCCUGCUGAAAGACCUGGCAGCCCUGAGCAAGCUCAAGGUCUCCGUCGCCCAGGCGCGCCAGGACUGCUCCGAGCUUAUGACGGUCAUCGCGUCGAACAAGACGUGGGAGUACAUGAACAACGAGUCGUUCCUCAAACCUAUGCGUGAUGCGCGCGACAAGCUCGAGACGUUCAAGGCCACCUCGCAGUUCUGGAGUGACGUGAUGAUCCAGGACGACUUUCCGAAGUAUGCCAGGACGAACUACAAGCCGAGCGAGAUCAGACUCGCGCUCGCCAAGAAGGAUGAGUUCGUGGAGUUGUGUGAGGCUCUGGCCACGGAGACCUCGAACCUCAAGAGGAUGCACGCCUCGAGGAAGCCUACCCGAAAGUGA
Messenger RNA from Prorocentrum cordatum, 1290 nucleotides. Lineage: Eukaryota; Dinophyceae; Prorocentrales; Prorocentraceae. The record is from the annotation of a GenBank genome assembly.